This is a messenger RNA of Cricetulus griseus (Chinese hamster), 1097 nucleotides long. The record is from RefSeq and is a predicted model, not a curated record. NCBI's taxonomy places the organism in Eukaryota, Metazoa, Chordata, Mammalia, Rodentia, Cricetidae.
CUUCUCCUCGGUUUCCAGCCCCAACUCUACAGCAGGCUCUGUCCACCCCGCGCGCCCGGCAGCUCCUACUGGCCAAGUGGCUGUGGCUCUGCGACCAACCGCCCUUGGAACCCCGAGGUCUCCACACAGACUGCUUUGGAAUCAUGAGAGAUGAAAUUGCAACAGCAGUUUUUUUUGUCACAAGACUGGUGAAAAAACACGAGAAAUUGAGUGCACAACAGAUAGAAGCUUUCGCACUAAAGCUGAUGACCAUCUUGUUUGAAAAAUACAGAGGUCAUUGGCACCCUGACUGUCCUUCUAGGGGACAGGCUUUCAGGUGUAUCAGGAUAAACAACAAUGAGUAUAAAGACCCUAUUUUAGAAAGGGCUUGUUCUGAGAGCAAUGUGAAUUUUUUUCACCUGGGACUUCCAAAGGAGAUGACGAUAUGGGUUGAUCCCUUUGAGGUGUGCUGUAGGUAUGGUGAGAAAAAGCAUCCCUUUACAAUUGCUUCUUUUAAAGGCAGAUGGGAGAACUGGGAACUAGCUCAGCACAUCAGCUUCGCAGUUAACAGAGCUGCUGGAGACUGCUCUUCUGGAACAUCUUCUGAUGAAGAAAAUGAGUCCCGAGUCAUUCCCAAAGUCAACAAUCCCAAGAGCAUCUACCAGGUUGGAAACUUCAAACAGUCCUUCCAACCGUGGUUCUGCCUUCCUCGUAGAAAACAUUUGGCAGAUGGUCGUGGGGGCCUCCUGGGAACUGCUUACCACCCAGUGACCAGGAACCCUAAAUGGUGCAGGCUGGCUGGACGACGGGUGGACAGGUACCACUGGGUCAACACACAGUUGUAUAGUGGCCAGGCAGUACCAAUCGAGCUUGAAGAAGAGGCCAUGUUGUCCCUAAAGCAAAAAUGAGGCUAAAGCCAAGAAAUAACCCUCAAUAGAAGAAAGAACUCUCUCAGGGGUGAGAGUGUACAAGAUGACACCUUGCACACAGAUCACCACUCAUCUUUUAGCUAUACUUUUAAUUCUUACUUAACUUUAUAUAAAAUUUUAUGUAACACUAGUGAAUAUAUGUGUCUAGUAAAGUGAUUGAAUUGAGAUUUUUGCCUGCGAUAAAAUAAA